AACACAUAACCGCUAAAACAAACCGGAAGGAAGCACCGAUUUGUUCACUUCUUAUAACAAUCUAACUUCAUCCCGUCUCGAUAAUCUGCUCUUCAGUUCGCCAUACGAUCAUUCGGUGGUGAACUGCUUCCCGUACAAAUGUCUUCGCUUGCGUCCUUUGCUGCCGUUUCUGCUCCUCUAUCGUCUCUCAAUAAGAGACUUGCGAUUCCGACUCGAUUCAGUUCAUGUCUUCCGUAUCCUUUACCAAUUCGUGGGUGUAGGUUCAGUAUCAGAUGCAGUUAUGCUGAAGCUAGCAUAAAGGAGGACUUUCCUUCUGCUCCAAUAGAUGUCGUGGCUGAUGUGAAGACUGAACGGAUUGUAGUCUUGGGAGGCAGUGGUUUUGUUGGUUCUGCGAUAUGCAAGGCUGCAGUUUCCAAGGGCAUAGAUGUUGUAAGUGUAAGCAGGUCAGGGCGGCCUUCUUCCUCCAAUUCCUGGGUUGACCAGGUCACAUGGAUAGCAGGAGAUGUUUUCUAUGUGAAUUGGGAUGAAAUACUGGUUGGGGCUACUGCAGUUGUUUCAACUCUGGGGGGCUUUGGUAACGAGGAGCAAAUGAUAAGGAUAAAUGGAGAGGCUAACAUUUUGGCAGUGGGUGUUGCAAAGGAAUUUGGAGUUCCCAAAUUUAUCUUGAUCUCUGUUCACGAUUAUAAUCUACCUUCAUUUCUACUUUCCUCUGGAUACUUCACCGGAAAGAGGAAAGCAGAAUCAGAGGUUCUUUCCAAAUACCCAUACUCAGGUGUGGUGUUAAGACCAGGUUUCAUAUAUGGGAAACGGAAAGUUGAUGGCUUUGAGAUCCCACUUGAUCUCAUUGGGGAACCACUGGAGAGGUUUCUUCGUGCAACUGAAAACUUUACAAAACCAUUGAGCUCUCUUCCAGCAUCCGAUCUUCUCUUGGCGCCACCUGUUAGUGUUGAUGAUGUUGCACUUGCAGUGAUAAAUUCAGUCACAGAUGAUGAAUUCUUUGGUGUAUUCACUAUUGAUCAAAUCAAGGAAGCUGCAGCCAAAGUGCGGGUGUGAAAUUGUGUAAACUAGAACCACCUAUAUACAUCUUUACAUCUGUUGUCUUCUAAAAUGGAAUAAUGUCUCCAUUUUGAAUGAUAUGGAUGAAACAGUUUAGUGUAACCCUCUUUGCUGAGGUUUCUUUAAGGUACUUUCUGAAUCUUACAUGUAGCGAAACCAGGACCUGAAACCGGUACCAGUGAUAGAAUGGAGAAAAAGAGAGAAAUCUAAAAGAUUCGGUGUGUCCACAGUGGCCCUCUUGCUUUA
Molecule: messenger RNA, 1302 nt
Organism: Macadamia integrifolia
Lineage: Eukaryota; Viridiplantae; Streptophyta; Magnoliopsida; Proteales; Proteaceae
Exons: 7
Coding region: 139-1053 (304 amino acids)
Cellular component (GO): mitochondrion
Molecular function (GO): protein-containing complex binding
Source: RefSeq, a predicted model, not a curated record